Messenger RNA from Menidia menidia (Atlantic silverside), 1741 nucleotides. NCBI's taxonomy places the organism in Eukaryota, Metazoa, Chordata, Actinopteri, Atheriniformes, Atherinopsidae. The record is from the annotation of a GenBank genome assembly.
GCAUGUGUGUGUGGAUGUGUGUAUGGUCAUCAGAUGACGUUUGUUUGCAGUCCUCCCCUAUAUCAUCUUGUCCAGAUGUGGGCUCCGUGUUACAGACAACUCGCUUCCAGAGAAGACUGUCACUUCUUGGAUCAGUACUUCCACCAGAGCAGCAGACAUGAACCCAAAAUUAAUUCUUGCACUGGUCCUCGUUCUGCAGGUGUCCACAAGCCUGUGUGAUGUUCCUCCACCAUCCCAGGAACUUGUUGACAAAUAUGAGGCAAUGAAAUCUGUGUUCUACAAGAGACUGCUGAAUGCUUACAGCAAACUGCAGGCCACUGUUGGAGCCACUGAGAACGGACAGGGCGCCAGGGAGUUUUUGGAAGCUAUGCAAGGCAAGCCUGAGCUGCAAGCCCUAGUCAAGGUUGCCAGCGGUGUGGGCUCAGAAGCAGCCCCCUUAGUGGAAAAGGCCCGUAUGACACUCCUGGGUGUGUAUGAACAGUACCUGCGUCCCCACGUCGGCGACAGCCUGGGAAGCGCCAUUGACCAGAUCAAGGUGGUCCUGGAUCAAGUCAUGCCCGCUGAGUAAAGACGACCAACUGGAGCGAACCGCCUGUCAGGAGCCUGUAAUAGAUGAUAACUCAGAAUUUCACCGGUUUAGGCUGAGGAGACAAACGCAACAUGCAGAUUCUUUGCCUCUUUUUAAAUCAAAUGUAUUUGCCUAAUCAUGCAGAGUUACAAGAAUGUCAGUCAUGUCAACACUAUCUGUGUAAGUUCUGCAUGUACAGUACGAUGUGUAUGAUAUACUAACAGAAGCAUGUGUGUGUGACAGUGUAUGGAAGUGUGCAUGGGUUCAAUAAAAUGAAGUAAAAGUGACUGGAAAUGGGUUUCUUUAUUACAACAAUGAAGGUUUAGUUCUUUUAAGGAAAACAGCUAUUUAUGUAAAAGGCUAUUAAACAAAGUUAACUUGUAAAAAUGCAGUCAUGUCAAACUUCCAUCAAUCAGAACUGCACUUAACUUUUUUGCAGUUAACUGAACGUAUGUUGUGCAACACCAUAUGUAGCGUUUGUCACUUUUCCUCAUCUCAAGCAUCUCAGAUAAAGACAAAAACACUCUCUCUCAAUAACACACAUGGGAAAAAAAUACCAACUGAACACAAAGUAUAGUGUCAUUGCUGCAGUCCACACAGAUUAAUCUUUUGUCCAGCUCAGUGACAACCACACAGAGCCAAGUCCUCUCAUCUGUUGGACAUCAAAACCACAAGCUCUCUCACAGUUUGAACCUGCAGCUGGACUCAAACUGACCCGAGUUCUGAGGUCACAAUCAACUUGACAUGUGAUGCUGGAUCACAUUACAGACGGGGAAAAAAAGACCUCCACAUAUCAGACUAAAAAUGUGUCCUCCGGUCUUUAUGUCAGUCAUAUUGAAUUUCUUUUUCUCCAAAAUUAGUAUUCAUAGUUUGUUGGUUCCAAACAGCUUUGGAUUAUAUACAUUUCUUAUAUAGUUGGGUAUCAACUACUAUCAUUUUGUAAUAGAAAAAAGUGUAUUUUCUCAUAAUUGUUAAUUCAUUCAUACCAGAUAAAGUAAAUGGUCUUCGAUGAGUGUAUUUCUUUGUACUGAAUAGCCUACAGUGCUGUUUACUCUUUGGAUUCCUCCACUCAUAAGUGCUGCAAUACCCUUGUUGGUAUUAAGAAAUGUCAGUAUUGACGUGAAUAUGUUCUUAAGCUUGAGCAUGAUGAUGCACACAAUAAAAUAUGUUCAG